ACCCGAAUCGGCGCUGACGUGACGUGCGUUAUGUUGUUACGCUCGUGUUUCUGCUGUGAAAUCACUAUUGUUAUUUGUUUAUAAUCAGCAACAAAUAACUUGGAAUGAAUUGCAACGUCUGACGGAUUAAUUACUCACAGCGGAGUGUACUGUACGUGUUUGUGUGAGUUCACAAGUGGAUAAUGAAGUAAAACGGGUCGGCCGUGUUUAUGUGCUGAAUGGUGAUUAAAAGUAAUUUGCUUUUACGGUGUUGAGGGCCGGCUUGUGCGUAUCGAUCGCAUAUCGAAAGACAAAGCAUUGGAUUGUUGUGGUGGUACAGAGGAGCCGGUGUAACGAGAGGUGUCGAGAUUCUCGCGACUGAGGAGCAGUUACGUGGAUCGAAAUCGGGAUGCCAGUGUGUUUAGUGAUGGUGCAUUGAGAUCGUGCCAGUAACCACUAAAUAGUGUUAGUGUUAACUACAGUGCAAUAUAGUGCUGAAUGGAUUGUGUUUGUUUUGGAUUGCCACCGCGAGUCAUCGAUAGACUUAACUGGGAACGGGCUACAAUGGUGUGUGCGUGUGCGGGGCAGCGGGGGGCGGGCGCGGCGAGCCGGCGCGCAUGGCGGCGCCAAUGAGGGAGGGCGCGCCGGCCGGCGGAGCUCGCCCCGCGCCCCACGCGCACCCCGCCAACUUCGAGUACGAUGACAACGAAUGGGACAUCGGCAUCGGCGACCUCAUCAUAGACCUCGAUGCCGACAUAGAGAAGACCGACGAGGCGGGCGGCAUGGCGGCGCGCGCCGAACCGGACGCGCAGCGCACCGCGCUCAAGAUGAAGAUCAAGCGCACGAAGCCCGGCACCAAGAGCUCCGAGGCGAAGCACGAGAUCGUCAAGUCGAACGAGAUGAACGGCGAGCCGAAGCCGCCGCCGCCAGCGCCCGCCGCGCCGCCCGCCGCUGCCAAGCGCGGCUCUGGUGGCCAUCGGCGAGACAAGGCACGAGACAAGCAUCACCACCCACACCCUCCCCAUGACGUGAACGGAGUCGCGCGGGUUCCUCCGCCGCCGAAUGCGCCGGGCCCGCCUGCCGCGCAGCCGCCCGCGCCGCUCUCCAGCGCGCUGGCCGCGCCCGCGACGCAAACCAAAAAUGAUUCGCGGCCGUCGCCCGCGCCGCGACUCGAAUCUAAGCCCUCGGCACCCGCGCAGGCGACGCCCGCGACGCCUGUACCCGCGACUCCGCCUACUCCCGCGGCCGCGCCGCUCGUGCCCCACGCACCACCGCCACCCGCGAAACCCGAACCCGAUGAUUCGCGGCAACAGGAACAGCUUAGUUCGCAGCCCCCAGCCAAGAAACUAAAAACGGAACCUAAGGAGACGGCAGAAGUAUGCGUGGGCACUUCAGUUGGAACAAUCACCGAGCCUGACUGUUUGGGGCCCUGCGAGCCUGGUACAUCGGUCACGCUGGAGGGCAUCGUGUGGCACGAGACGGAAGGUGGUGUAUUGGUAGUGAACGUGACGUGGCGAGGGAAGACUUAUGUGGGCACUUUACUGGAUUGCACGCGGCACGACUGGGCACCACCGCGAUUUUGUGACUCACCAACCGAAGAGUUGGAUGCGCGGACGCCUAAAGGACGAGCGAAACGUGGCCGCGGUUCUGCACCCACAGACAUGACAAACUUCACAGAGACUCGCUCCUCCGUCCACAGUAAGCUCCGCAACGGCGGGGCCAAAGGGCGGAGGGCGCUCCCAUCUCCCACGCCUUUCACACCGCCACGACCAGACUCCAAAAGGAAGCGUACGUCCGAAGCGGAGGAACGUCCGCCCACACCGAAAGCAAAGCGACCACCUCCUACGCCGUCGUCGCCUCCUCCUGAUCCCGUCCUGCUCGAAUGUCCCGAGCCAAAUUGCUCAAAGAAAUAUAAACACGCGAAUGGGCUCAAAUAUCACCGGUCUCACGCACACGGCGCUCCAGAUGACGACGAUAAGGACGGCUCGAGCUCGGAGCAAGAAGAACCUACAGUAGAACCUGCAUCGCCAGCGCGACCGCCUUCGGAACCCGCCACGCCUGCGACUCCCGUGAAAUCGCCAACACCGGCUAAGUCACCGGAAUCGAAGUGCGAUAAAACUCCAGAAAAGUCGCCGGAGAAACCGGAGGUGAAUGCAGAGUCGCCGCAACAGACCAGGUUUACAGAAGAGUUUGCGAGCACGCCAGAGCCUCCGCCAGCGGUCGAGCGGCCGCCGACACCGUCCGUGCCGUCCACGCCGCCACCGGAAGCCUUGCCUACGUUGCAACCGACUCAAUUUAAGGUGAAGCCAAGGUCGGCCUUAAUGCCGGCUGAGGAGCGCAAGUCUACGGAAUCUCCGCCGGACGCAUCCCCAGGCAAGCGACGUGCGAGGCGUUCUCCGACGCCUGGGGUUCGUUCGCCGGCUUACUCGGACAUCUCGGAUGACGCCGCGCCGACGGACGGCGCCGCAGAUCCGGAUCCGGCACACCGGCCUUUCCCCGUCUAUCAUCAGUACUAUGGACAGCCACCGUAUCUACCUCCGACACAUCCCCCGACGACUGCGCCACCCCCGGUCGACAAAGGAAAGGAGGAUCUGAGCAAAGGAGAUCCGAAAGCUGAGCACAAGGACGGCAAACCUGAGACUGGUCCGCAGAAGGUUCUACCACAGCAUUUCUUUCCAUACAAUUAUGUCCCGAAUUUUCCAUACAACGUGGAACCUAGUGGCGCGCCGCCUGGGGCACAAUUAGAUGAUAAGAACAAAGAGCCAGAUCGCUCCAAAACCACACCUAGCCCAUUAGAUAAGAGCAAGCAGCCCCGCGGACCGGACGGUAAAGAGAAUCCGGCGAGGCCUAAUGACAACCAUCAGAUAUUGAAGGAGAGCAUAGAGAUGAAGGCGCAGAUGGGACCUUAUGCCUUUCAGCGGCCGCCGCAUGCACGGGAAGAGGAAUUAAGAAGGUAUUACAUGAGCUUAGAGCAAAGAAGAAAAGAAGGGGGCAGUGAGUCCAAGCCGCCAGGGCCGAAUUCGGGGCAGGGAAACGGACCUCCGCCGUCCGCGGGCGGCCCGGGGGGCCCGCCACAGGUCGCCUCGCGGCCUCCACAACACGCACAUAAACCACCGUCUAAAGAUAAAGACGACAAGCCCAAAGAAGAAAUUAAGGUGAAGCAAGAAGGGCAGAAGCCUACGACGGAGACUCAAGGGCCGCCGCCGCCGCCUACCUCACAGUACUACCUCCCCCCGUAUAUGCAGGCACCACAUUAUGGCGCAUUGCCGUUCGACCCAGUGUACCGCGCUCCAUUGAGCCCUAUGCUGGUGGGGAGCUUCGGCGGCGGGUGGACCGUUCCCCGCUACCACGCGCCCGAGGACCUGUCUCGACCCGGAGCGCCAGCGAAGCUCGAACUUCUGCCGCCCGCGCACGCAGCCCACCACGCGCAGUACUACGCGCCAGCGUCUCACGCGCCGCCCCACAAGAUCCACGAGCUGCAGGAGCACGCUAAGUCGCCGCAGGGCAAGCCGCCGCGCCCCGAGCCGCCAAAGGAGCCACCGCGGUCUCCGCCCCCGCAGCGACACGUGCACACGCACCACCAUACCCACGUCGGGCUCGGGUACCCGCUCUAUCCGCCGCCUUAUCCUGCGGCAGCAGUACUGGCCAGUACACAGGCGGUAGUGAAUUCAUUCCCGACGCCGCCCAAAUGAAUCGAACGGAAUGACAACUAAUGGACCUGACCCUCAUUUAUUCGCGUCGUAGUUGACGCGGGACAAGCUGAAGCCGGCGUCUCGAAGUGUCGCUUUAUCAAAUAUUGACAUGAUCCGACCUGAACGUUAUGGAAUUGAAUGUGACAGUGAUGUGACUCUAAAGACAGUGAUGGACUGAAAAAUAAACAAUCUAAAUGUAAUUCUUCAAUUGGACUCAAUCUCUAUGCCAGUAGCCAUAAUUUAAACACUGUGAUCUCGCGUAACCCACGAAUGUGUAUGUGAUGUGCGCUUUGAAUGUUAUAGCAUGUGUCUGAACUAAUAGUUACCUGAAUUGUUUUAUAGUGAACCAAGUGUUGUGUUGAGACUCCGCCAUGGGUGUUGUGGACAUUGUGUGUACCCAAACAGUAGGGGGCAUGCGGGACUUGCCUCGCCCUCUACCUCUAUACCUAAUUUGUUUUAUAUGUUUACUAGUGAAAGCACAAACUAGUUAUGUAAAUAUUAGUAUUAUGUGUAAAUUAAUUUACAUCCAUAGUGUUCCAUAAGUAUGUAAUAUAAACAUCGAAUUCUCCAUCUGGGCAUUGUACUGAUGUUUGAAGCCCCUAAUUUGAUAUCACGCGAAUUCAGUCUAGUAAGAUCUUUAUUUAUGAAUACUGCAUUCCACAAAAAAAUCGAGCGUACCUAGAUUUAAAGUUAAGGAUAAAUGAGUAAUGUUUAAGUGAUUAUAGUGUAAGUAAGGCGUCAAUGUGAUCAUACAAUAUGAAUCGUAGCGUGCACAAAACGUACUGUCUCGACUAUAGUGACGAAUGACUUAUUGUAUAACGUAGAGAGCAUCCUAUAGAGUCGUGGUGUGUUUGGACAUCGCUGUAUGUGUAUGUAUGGCUUUUAAUGAUAACUUUUAAAAUCUCAUAGUCCGAUAUUCUCAUACAAGGGAUUAGUGUUUCAGUAUCUCUUUACUGUGUAGUAGUUAGUAAUGGUGUCAUUCACGACAUUAUGCUUGGUGCAAACACAAUGAGCGCUUUUAUAAUUUACCGUACGAUGUUACCGUGGAUGUCUAUGAUUCCAUCAACAUUGGUGUUUGGCAUGACAUUUAAUGUUGAUGGAAAAUCAAGUGUUCAUACAAUAGAGUACAAUUUGCUUCCGUACUAUAUAAGGUACCACCAAAAUACCUGCAUUUCCUGCUACAGAGUAUAGUGUUAGUUAUAUAUACUACAAUAAUAAAGGAAUUUCAUGUCUUGGUAGUAUUAAAAAAAUAUUUCAUAGCCAAUUUUCUUCACUGUAUUCAAAUAGACACUAAGGCAGUUUCAUUGACCCUUAUAGCACCAAACAACACAAUUACACAAUAUUUGUAUUUAUUGAUGUUUUUAUUUGUAUAAAAACAAUUGUGACGUUGUGGACACGAAAUUCGACCAUUAUCGUAAUGUAUACAUCUAAUAAUUGUAAUACUACAUCCUGUAUAAGGGCUGUAUUCACUAAUAUGGGAGCAUCCUAUAUAGAUACGGAAAAAUCGUGGUGUAGCAAAUGUUACGUUAAACUAUAAAAGAUCAUCGUGCAUGUAACGGGCGUCAGCGCUGCAAAUUAGUUCAGUUUGUUAAUUACUUUUGUGUCAAAUUGUAUUUAAUAUUUGUUGUUGGAGCCAUUCAAACUGAAGUUCCAUAAUAAUUAAUGUACUACCCAAAUGCUAAUUUUAUUUACAAUCUUUCACGUGACUUCGGCUGUAUGGUUCCAUUACCGUUAGCAUGUUAAGAGGUCUGCAAAUAAUAAUAGUAUUCUCAGGAUCUUCUGUUUAAAUUUGUGAUUUUAUCGUUACUACUACAACAUAAUGAUAUUUUUCAAUAUAAUUAAGAAGAAAU
This is a messenger RNA of Achroia grisella, 5521 nucleotides long. Its product is annotated as zinc finger protein 608-like. Lineage: Eukaryota; Metazoa; Arthropoda; Insecta; Lepidoptera; Pyralidae. The transcript has 13 exons. The record is from RefSeq and is a predicted model, not a curated record. Gene Ontology annotation, biological process: regulation of transcription by RNA polymerase II. The coding region runs from base 597 to 3671 and encodes 1024 amino acids. Gene Ontology annotation, cellular component: nucleus.